AUGCCUGCGGCGGUUCUCGCCCCGCUCGCAGUGCUCGCCUCGCUCAUUACGCCGCCGCUGGCACCACCGAAGCAGCAGCUCUCGCGGCAGUUUCAGUUCGAACGACGCGACCUCGCUGCCCUCGCCGCCGCCGCCAUGCUCAGGAGCAGUCCCGCCGCUGCCGAGGACGCGCCUCUGGCGGUUGCGUACCUGUCCGCGGGCGACACACGCCUGCUUCAGCCCGCAAUCGACGCCAUCAAGUACCUGGGCGUCGUGAAGACGACCGCGGGGAGCCUGGCGCGCGACGGCGAGGCGGUCCCUGCGCUAAAGGUCGAGUACGUUCCGCAGAAGCUGCCGUUCAAGAAGCUGUUGGGCGUGUUUUGGCGGGAGCACGACCCGACGGCCACCGCCGAGGAGGGCCAGUUUGGCGAGACGAAGGACGGCCGUGUUCCCGGCCCGGCGGUGAUAUGGGCUUCCGACGUGGCGGAGCAGAGCGCCGCAGAGCGUGGGCGGACGCUGCUGCAGCAGUCGGGCCUCUUCCGGACGGGCAAGGAGCAGUUUGGCGACCUGGUCAAGCCGAUCGCCACCGAGGUGCGCAGGCUCGACGGGUGGCAGUGGGCGGAGGCACCAGACGAGCUGCAGGGCUGGUACCUCUCCAACGAGGGCGCGUACAAGAAACUCCGCUUGAGGCGAGACAAGUUCCUGCAGGACACGUUCAAGCCGUACAAGACGACCGAGUGCCGCCAGGUGGACGAGUCGGCCAGCGGAGGCCCGAAGGGGGUUAUUUGCGGCUUUGUGAUCUUCCCUUGCUCCGACGACAACGGCUGCCGCGCCGUCACGCAGGGCGCCUACUAA
Molecule: messenger RNA, 834 nt
Organism: Emiliania huxleyi CCMP1516
Lineage: Eukaryota; Haptophyta; Isochrysidales; Noelaerhabdaceae
Exons: 1
Coding region: 1-834 (277 amino acids)
Molecular function (GO): peptide-methionine (S)-S-oxide reductase activity
Source: RefSeq, a predicted model, not a curated record